Passer domesticus (house sparrow) is the source of this 1065-nucleotide messenger RNA. Its product is annotated as heat shock factor protein 5-like. Gene Ontology annotation, molecular function: sequence-specific DNA binding; DNA-binding transcription factor activity. Gene Ontology annotation, biological process: regulation of DNA-templated transcription. The coding region runs from base 1 to 834 and encodes 277 amino acids. The transcript is spliced from 2 exons. Lineage: Eukaryota; Metazoa; Chordata; Aves; Passeriformes; Passeridae. The record is from RefSeq and is a predicted model, not a curated record.
AUGGCGGAGCUGCCGCUGCCCGCCGGGCUCAGCGCCAGCGCCUUCCCCGCCAAGCUGUGGCGCCUGGUGAACAGCCCCCGCGUCCGCUCCGUGCGCUGGGACAGCCGCGCCCAGGGGCUGCUCGUCGACCGCUCCCUCUUCGAGCGGGAGCUGCUCAGCCCGGGCGACGCCCACGGGGGCGGCGAGGGGGUGGGGCCCACGCCGGACUCCUUCCAAGCCACGCACUUCGGUAGUUUCGUGCGGCAGCUCAACCUCUACGGCUUCCACAAGGUGCCGAGCCGGGUUGGCUCAUCUGAGCCCGGCGAUGCCGGGGGCUGGCUCCACUUCAGGAACCCCAACUUUCGCCGCGACCGCCCCGACCUCCUGCUCCAUAUCAAGCGCCUGACCAGGGCCAACAGGCAGCGGCUGGCAGCGGGGCUGGAGGUGCGCAGCCGCCAGCCCAGCCGCUUCCAGCAGCUCCGCACGGAGCGGCCGCUGGCGUCCUUCCCUGCCGGGCAGCCGCCCAGAGCCGCCACCCCAGGCACUUCAGGCCCCAGCGCUCCAGCUGGCAGUGCUGGUUUUGCACCAUGGACAGCCCCCAGCUGGCUGUGGAAUACUCCUGGGGAAGAGGAAUUGCCACCACCAGAUCUGGACAUGGUGCUUGAGACGCUGGAGGAGAUGUUUUCUCCCUCUGCUCAGGUAACUGCAUUGGACAGGGAAGAAAAGGGCUGGGAGCUGAGAGCUUGUGAAUGUUGUUGCAUGGCUGAGAAGCAAAGGCUUCUUGAGUUCAGCUCAGUGAAUGGACAGGAAAAGAUUUGCUUGGUGAAACAAGACUUCCUAAAGAAGAGGGAAUGAAAAAGUCUCCCCCUGAAUAAGGAUGAAGAGGUGUGAGCCUGUGUUGGCCAGGUUUGGGUGCCUGUUUUCCUGGGAAGAAUCCCUCGUGCAGGGGUGUUUGUGGUGAGGAAGUGGAAGCUUUGUAGGUUCUAAGAGGCUUUGUUUGGUGGGAAAGAAGAGAAGAGUGUUUGGAGAAUUGCCAAGUGUCCCGUGCAGGGAGGGACAUGCCAGAGGCUGUGCCUCUUUUGGGUG